AUGGCUUUGGCUUUGAAGCUAUCUUCCUUAAGCUCGAUUUGCUUCCUUUCUGUUCUCUUCUUUUUCUCUCUUGCAAAUUCCUUACCAAUUUAUAAUACACCAGAAACCCUCUGCAACUCUUCACCUUUCCCUGAUUUUUGCGAGUCAUCUUUACCGUAUGACAAGCCUGGAACCGCACAAGACUAUGCAAAGAUUUCCAUUUCUCAGUCUUUAUCAAAUGCGAGAAACUUUCUUUCACUUGUCCAACAUUAUUUGAGUCUUCCUUCUACAUCCUAUGAAUCUACGAUUAGAGCCCUCGAAGAUUGCCAGUUUUUAGCUCAACUAAAUAUAGAUUCUUUAUCAUAUGCACUUGAAAACAUAAAUAAUUAUAAUAAUAGUUCAACUGAUAAUCUUCUUCCAAGUUUGCUAACCGAUGAUUUACUAACUUUGUUUAGUGCAACUUUGACUAAUCAGGAGACUUGCCUUGAAGGGCUUCAAAUUACAGAAUCAGCUUCUUCAAGUAUCUUGAAUGGCUUAUCAACUACCCUUUCUAAUGGAAGCAAGAGUUUUAGUACUUCACUUGCUCUUUAUAGCAAUGGUUGGAUUCCCAAAACAAAGAGUGGUAGAUCAUCGUCAACAAGAAGAAACUUGCCUGCAAUUGGAAAAAGAUUGCUUGCUAGUCAAAGUAACUCAUUUCUUGAUAGUGUUAAUGUUAGAAAAAUGGUGUUAGUUAAUCCUAAUGGGACAGGGGAUUUUCCUACCAUUAGCGAUGCUGUGAACGCUGCACCUAAUGACACAACUAGCGAAAAUGGAUAUUUUGUUAUUUAUGUUGUUGCUGGUGUUUAUAAUGAGUAUGUUUCUAUACCCAAGAACAAGAAAUAUUUAAUGAUGAUCGGAGACGGUAUAAACCAAACUAUCAUUACGGGCAAUCGAAGCGUAGUUGAUGGCUGGACGACAUUCAAUUCUGCAACAUUUGUGGUAGUUGCGCAAGGAUUUGUUGCAGUGAACAUAACAUUUCAAAAUACAGCAGGAGCAGUUAAGCAUCAAGCAGUUGCAGUUAGAAAUGGAGCAGACAUGUCUACAUUUUACAACUGCAGUUUCGAAGGGUAUCAAGACACAUUAUAUACACAUUCCCUCAGACAAUUCUACAGAGACUGUGACAUAUAUGGCACGAUAGAUUAUAUAUUUGGCAACGCAGCGGUUGUUUUGCAGAACUGUAAUAUUUAUUCAAGACUACCCUUACCCGGCCAGUAUAAUACAAUUACUGCACAAGGUAGAACUGACAUUAAUCAAAAUACAGGUACUUCAAUACAAAAUUGUAGUAUAGUAGCAGCUGCUGAUUUGGCUACAAGUAAUGGCACUACAAAAAGUUAUUUAGGUAGGCCAUGGAAAGAAUAUUCAAGAACAAUUGUUAUGCAAUCUUUUAUUGAUAGCUUAAUUGAUCCUACUGGAUGGGCUCCAUGGUCAGGAGAUUUUGCACUUGCUACACUUUAUUAUGCAGAAUAUGAUAAUAAUGGUCCUGGAUCAAAUACUAGCAGUAGAGUUACAUGGCCUGGUUAUCAUGUUAUUAAUGCCACAGAUGCUGCUAACUUUACUGUCACCAACUUUACUCAAGGAGACUUCUGGUUGAACACGACAGGAGUACCUUAUUUCAGUGGUUUAUUGUAA
Jatropha curcas is the source of this 1647-nucleotide messenger RNA. RefSeq names its product pectinesterase. Gene Ontology annotation, molecular function: pectinesterase activity; enzyme inhibitor activity. NCBI's taxonomy places the organism in Eukaryota, Viridiplantae, Streptophyta, Magnoliopsida, Malpighiales, Euphorbiaceae. Gene Ontology annotation, biological process: cell wall modification. The record is from RefSeq and is a predicted model, not a curated record.